AGGCCUUUAAAGCCUCCGUCAUAUGAGAUUCACCAGCAGACUAGGGGUAGCGCAGAAAUGCUUGCUAUAGACCAGGGUGCCAAACAAAAAGACAGGUCUAUCUAUUAUCCGAGGGGUGGGGAGCUAAGACAAGAUUACUUCGCACAACACUCUGCCAUCUCUGGAAUGGAGCCCCCUGGCUACAUCCCACCUCCUUCUUAUAAAAGAGUCUUACCCCCAAGAGCAGUUUCUGUCAACCGCAGUGAAAUGGCAAGCCCAAGAUGGAGGGUGGAAGCGCUGCAGAUGCACAGCUCAGAUCCUGGAAGGUGGCUUUCUAGAGGUGGUUCGUGGCUGGAACAUUAUGGAGAUCGUGGUGCAUCCUAUCGAAAACAGGUACAUUCUGGACAUGAAGAACAACCAGGUCAUGCCCGUCAAUUACCCACUGAAGACCCAAGAGUGAAGCAAAUCUCAGGAGGGCCAGGCGGAAAUUCUCUCACUGACUCAGACAAGAUCCGUAACAUCAACAAGGAAAUUCCGUCCGCUAAGAUUUUAGGACAAUCUACACAUGAUAGUGCCUUUCCUCCCCAACAGGGGCCAGCUCUCACUACUGACAACCGCAAAACAGCUGUCACAGAAAAUGACAGCAGUAAUCGAUGGUGCAACAGGGGAAUAAACAAAAAAAGUGACAGCGUAGCUUCUGAACAAAACCGUAGUCAGUUUUUUCCUUCAUCCAUUCUGGGUAAACCACCACCUCCCCCAUGCAAGCCAGCUGACCAUGGUGUUUCAGAAACUGUUUCAGAAGUAAAAAAGGUGGAACAACCUGAACCAGAAAAAGACAAAUCCAAGAAUUUAAAAAAGAGACUUAGUGAGACAAUUUUUUGUUUGGUGUCUGUCCCUGUUACUCCACAGCCCACUGGGACAAUCCGUGAUCAGAAUAACAACAAUGAGAAGUCACCAGACCCAGCGGGCAGUCCAAGUGACAACAAAACUGGCCAUUUAACAAACCAAAGUCUCCAAAGCACAUCUUCAGCUGAAGCUGAGCUGCAAGCACUAACUGGUAGCAUAGCAAGCAGCAAGACAAGCAGUAGAGCAAGCAGCAAAAUGUUUAAAAAAUUACCUUGUAGACCCCCUAAGAUAAACCAUUACAAGGAGCUGAAACUGUCAGGAUCCUGGCCUGCAAACCAGUAUCGAGACCAGGAGACACAAACUAGCCCAGAGGCCCGAAAACCUGCCCCUGAAAACAAGGAAGCACAACAAGACCCUGUCCCUCCCAGCACUGAAGUCCCUCCUGACAACGGCAGUGUAGUGGGCACUGCUUUCAGUUUUCCUAUACAGGGAGUGAAGAGCCUCAAACUGUCAAGCAACAGCGCCUUCUCCCUGACCGCCACCUUCUCCAACCAGCUGAACAAGAGCACAGCUCAGCAGCCAGCAGUGCCACCCUCAGGAAAUGUGGAGGAAACCAAACCAGCAACAACCAGUGGCCAGGAGGCAUUUGAACAGUUCCUGAUCAAACCGACCAGUCAGAGAACAUGGGAUGCUGUCAAAGAGCUGGCGACCAUCAAAAAAGAAGCCCAGGAACAGCAGCAGCAGCAGCAGCAGAGCAGCAAACAGCCCAGCGUUGACAAGUGCAUAGAGGACCUCAAUGAGGCCUACAAAGACAUCUUGGAGUUAGGCAAUGCCAGCAAUAAAGUCCCAAAUGGUUCUGUUCAAAUCCCUGAGCGUAUAAAAAUCCGACUGGCAUCAGAACCUCUCAACAAACCCAGCAGCCUUAGGCGCAGUGCAGUAAGCUGGUCUGUUGACCCAGAAUACAGGGAAGUCAAGAGCGCCUUCUCCAGGCCUGCGACAAAAUCGGUAACCUUCAGUAAGCAGCUUAGGGAGGAGCUCCCUGUCCCACCUCGGGAGACAGGCUUCAGAGAAUACAGGGUUGUUGCGCAUCUUUCGCGCAGACGAAGCAAUGAUGGCAGAACAGUGAAACUAGACCUGCCAGAUGAGCCCAUUGAGACACCACUUUGUGACUUCAGUCCAACAACGCACACCACAGCAGCUGAGGUACCAUGGGCAGAUAGGCAGCCUAUGCAGGAUGCUUCUACACUCACUAGUCCUCCUGAUUAUGAGGACAUAUGCCAGGCUUUGCGUCAGUCUAGAGAUCCGGCAGAUGCCAAUAAACUGUCCACAGGCAAUUCCAAAGCUAAUGACGCAGAGUCACUUCAGGAUCUCAAUACUGAAUCAGAAGAGGAGUGCCCUAUUUGUAAAAGAGAGCUUGAGAAUCAGAUGAGACAGGGACCGUUGCCUCCACUUCAUGAGGAGAACAGCUCGGACAGCUCGGCCAAUCAAAAUGGCAGUCCAGAACAAUGCGCUGCGUUAGACAGUCCAGCAGAGGGUAUAAAAACAGAGGAGCUAAAUGACUCAAGUUUGAAUCAGUCAGGGUCUGACCUGUGUGCUCAAACAAAAGAGCAGCAUUCAUUGACACAUGAAGAUGCGGAAGAGGGUGAAAAAGCAGACAGUGCUCAGACAGAAACCUUGGAUAAUAUGGGUGCAGUUAAUCCUGCUGAGAGCAUACCAGUGACUGGAGUUAGGGAAGACAGUGCGUCCACAAUAUCAGCAACUGAUGUGCCUGCAGCCCCACAAGUCACAGGGGAACAGUGUGUUAGUGAAACAGUAAAUAAGGAAGCAGAAUUAGGACAGACAGAAGUUACUGGAGAAACACCUGAAGGCAGUGCUGACAAACAGACAGCUGAGGUGAAAUGUGAGUGUGAGACACAAGACAAUACCAUGCCUGAUGACAAGCAGGAAGAAGAAAAGAAGCCAUCUGUUGUCCUAGAGCACAGACUUGGUCUACGGACUCAUUUGGGGCGAGAACACCCAGGGUUACCAGAGUUUCCACCAGACAGACUGCCACUUUCAGUUCCCCCAAACCUAGAUCGCAGGUUGUCUCUUAGCUUAGAGGGGGAGAGGAAGAGCAGGGGCCCCUCCCACCGAUUUGAAGCACUACAGAACAAGCUGGCUGUUUCUCCAGGUCGGGUGGCAGUCGAGCGCCUUGCCCGGAUGAGGGAAGUGGACGUUAUGUAUCGCAUGAGGCGCCUCAGCAUCAGAAGUACUGACUCUGGGGAGGCUGAGGGGGAGGGCAAAGACGAGCAAGCAGAGGAGCCCAGCCCUGCUUCUCCGGGAGACGAGGAGAAUGAUCCAGAGGGCACCCAUUCACAGCAGGUCUCUGAGGAGACAGUGUUGCAAGAUGAGGAGGAGUCAUCACUCUCAGAACCCCAUGAUCCCAACCGAGUGGAGACCAUGUAGAAAGACUACAUCCAUCAUCUCCAUCUGAGGUUUUUAGCUCCAACACUGUGACCUGGCUGCCUACUAGAAUGCCUUCAUCUCAUGUUGACACUGAAAUGGCCUUCUUGUCCGACAAGAGCAUUGUGUACACCCUCACCCUCGGCGCUGCGUUGACUACUAAGAGUGCUGUGCCACUGCCAAAGGAAGGUACCCCUUUAACUUGAGGGGCAACCUCCACUCCGAAUCCCUACCCAGCAUCCACAAACUGAUUUCCCACAGUCCCAACUGUCCUCCAUACCCAAGCCCAUCCUCUUAUAGGGUUUCUACUAGUUAGUCUUCUUGUAGCGGCUUGUCCUUUCUAUUCUAUCCUCCCUAUGCUUUUUUCAUUGGCAGACAUUAUGCAAUUCUGUCAUGCAUACUAGAACUUCUGAAAUGCCCUUAGUGAAUACAGAGGAGACAUUUUUUGCAUACUGAACUGAUCUGUUUGUUUACGGGCAAGCUGUUAAGGAUAUGAAUGUAAGCAUUUAUGUUUAACCUAGCAUAGACAUAGAAGGGUUAUUUCACAAACCUGUUCUGUUGCAUUUAGACUACACCAAAAUAAACUGCGUAUCUGAUUGUUGUGAUGAGGCGACAACUGUUUUAGAACUGGACAUCACUGUCUCUGGCUCAAGAACUGUUUUGAUUUUCAGAUGAGAUAAAUCAGCCUUUCUUAUUUUAGAGUUUAAUGACAUCGUGCCCUGUCUCAUUGCUUUUGUACACACUGCAACCAUAACAUGUAGAGCUCUUCAGUGAAGAGUGACUCUAUACCACAUGACAUGAUAGAUCAGCGACCUGUUAUACAAUACUUUGGUUCUACACUGGAUAGGAAGAGCUGCCUUCUUUACCCAGAUGCGUGUUUCCUGGUUGGAUCAGGUGAAGUCUCUGGUUAGUCCGAUGUAUAGCUCCCAAUUCCAGGUAAUUUCAGGAAGCAAUAAAGGCUUGAAUUGAGUAGAAGUGGUGUCAGCAACUUUGAUCAGCAUUAAAGAUGGAUAUAGGGAUAUAGAAAAAAAAGAUAAGUAGAGCAAUAUUGUUGUACAAACAGCUCAGCAGUAUAGUGGAGCUACCUGUAGGAACCAUUGUCAGGAGUUUUAAUGUGAACGUGUCAUUCAGAUCAUACUACAGGGAUAUGGAAUUGUGUCAGGGUAUAUGGGCGCUUAUCAGGGGUGGGUACUUUACUUCAUGAUAUAUAUCUAUGUUCAUACAUCUGUAUCACAAAGAGAUGACAUUUCACGAAAUAUUUAUUUUUGUUAUCAUCGAAUUGUUAAUCAGUUUGCAUAAUGUACAAAAUAAAGUAUAUUUUAAAUAUUUUAAGAGAUAUUUUGUAUUUAACCAUAAAAUUUUAUUUCUCCACGCUUAUAGCUGAAAGUAUCAUAUGUCUGUAUAGUAUCAUACUGAGAGUAUACAUAAUUUUCUAGUGCUUUAAAAUCUAACAGAGCGAUAUACAGUAGGAAGGGAUGACCCUGUGGUGUGCCUUGAUCGCACAGUUCAGUUUCAGUGAGCGAUAGGGUUCAUCAUUGUGUUGACGUGAUGGAAACUUUCUGAUUGUGCUUUUUCAUAUGCUAACAGAGUCAGUGAUGGAUGCUCCGUGUGAUAUUCGUGUGAUAUUUUAUACAUAAAUCCAUCUCAGCUGUAUUGCCUAUGUUGGUGGUCAGACAUGACCUGUGUGUUUAUUUUUGUUGUUGUACGUCUUCCAAUUCAAAUCAUGUAUUGUUCUGUUGUUGGUUCCUCAAAACAUGUUUAGAAAUAAAAUUGGGAUUUUUGUUUUUUCUUCCUUCUACCCUUUCUUUCUUCUUUCUUUCUUUCUUUCUUCUUUUCCUCCUAAUUCUCUUUCUUUGUUUCUUUCAUUCUGCAGUGUGUUCAUUUGUGUAAAUGUCACUAUCAUUUAUUGCACUAAAGGGUACAAUGCUAUUACUGGCUAAAAACCACAUAUUUGCAAAAAGUAUUUUAAAAGAGCAGGGUUUAUAAUACACUUGAAAUCAUAUUUCAGAAUCUAAAUAAUUAUUAAAAAUCUUCUUGUGAAUUAAAAACAAGUUUAUGCAAUUAUGUGGUUUUUCCACAACAACACAGCACUGGUAUGAUGUGUCAACAACAACUCUGUAGGAAUCCAUCACUGUUUAAUUGUUCGUCAAGUAUCACUUAACUGUUAUGUAGCAUUUUACAGUUGUAGCAUUUUAUCAACUCAGAGCUUUGUCUUAGCAUUUCAAACAUUUCUUGUAAAUUUGAAAUAAUCAUUUCGCCUUAUUAUGUGUGCAUUACAUUAUAUUUCAGGCAAUGCCAAAUACCAACGUACUAAGCACUGUUCCAUACCUUAGCUUUUUACAAACGACUUGCUGUUCUGCCAUCCCUCUGGCUGGAGAGGUACAGUAGCAUUGUGGAUAGCUUCUGCUCUUCAUGCUGUUUAUUUGUAGGAACAUUGAAUCAAAACUGUGAAUUUCAAAUAAUACAAAAAUCAUAAUUAUAAAAAGUACAGGAUGUGAUUCAGUGUUUCACGACAAGCUCAUGGUCAGCAUCACAGGGAGGACAAGCUGGCACACCCAUGAUUACUAACAUAUCUCAUUUUCAGUUCAUUUUGGAGGCUGAAGGGCCUUGCCUCGGUCUUGUGUGUAAACUGCCCCUAACAACAUUUGAAUAACUAUUUCAGUACAUACACCCCCCGCCCCAGUAAUUGGCAUGUCGGGUACACUUGAACAUAGUGUCAUUUGACUUUUUGUACUGCAGGUUAUGUGCAACAUGAAGUAAUUAUGCACACUUGUAAUAUUUUAUAUUUUCAUAUGAGAUUUAAGUGCUUUUUGUACUCACUGACAUCUUUUUUCUUCCUUGCAUGAAAUGCAAGAGAGAGGAGGAAAAAAAUGUUUUUCAUAAAAUAUAUUUGCAUUUGGUACUCCAAUGGUAAAAGCAGUGGGCAAAACAUUAUGUUUCAUAAUUUAAUUUACAAAACUAUGCCAAGUAUUUAAAAGCUAUUUUUAGAGUGAAUCAAAAAAAAAAUUCAUUCAUUUUUUCCUUUUCCUUUAACACAUGCCUUUAUCUUUGUAUCUAUAAAUAUGAGCAUAAUCCAUGGUCAUAUGAUUGUGCUACUGUUGU
Molecule: messenger RNA, 6369 nt
Organism: Monopterus albus (swamp eel)
Lineage: Eukaryota; Metazoa; Chordata; Actinopteri; Synbranchiformes; Synbranchidae
Product: junctional protein associated with coronary artery disease-like
Exons: 2
Coding region: 58-3270 (1070 amino acids)
Biological process (GO): positive regulation of blood vessel endothelial cell proliferation involved in sprouting angiogenesis
Cellular component (GO): ruffle membrane; adherens junction
Source: RefSeq, a predicted model, not a curated record